Messenger RNA from Notolabrus celidotus (New Zealand spotty), 3531 nucleotides. It is a transcript of the gene il12rb2, whose product is annotated as interleukin 12 receptor, beta 2a. Gene Ontology annotation, molecular function: cytokine binding; cytokine receptor activity. The transcript has 16 exons. The coding region runs from base 338 to 2728 and encodes 796 amino acids. The record is from RefSeq and is a predicted model, not a curated record. Lineage: Eukaryota; Metazoa; Chordata; Actinopteri; Labriformes; Labridae. Gene Ontology annotation, cellular component: membrane; signaling receptor complex; external side of plasma membrane. Gene Ontology annotation, biological process: cytokine-mediated signaling pathway.
GUGUGUGUGUGUGUGUGUGUGUGUGUGUGUGUGUGUGUGUGUGUGUGUCUGGCUUCACUGAUGAUGCGUGUUAGUGGCUCCGGUUUUUCGCAUCACACCAGAGGCGGCAGUCAGCCAGCAGAUAGUCAACAGACGCUCUCUACCGACUUCAGGCUGGACACACUGCUCCUAUCUGAGAUGUUAAGUGGGAAUUAUAAUGACGGAUAGUGAGCUCCAAACAGGUUCAAGAGUAUAUAGAGAUUUAUUCUUUGCUGGGAUGUGAUGCCUUGGAUUUUUAAAAAGCAGAUCUUAUAGUAGAGACAUUUACGAAGGAAGUUACAGAUGACUCGUGGCGAAAAUGUCCCGAAUAUGGUCCAUCUUUACUGCUGUGACCGUCCUGGCCGUUCAGCUCUGCGCAGGUCAGAGUUCCUGCACCAUCUGGUCUACUACCGGGUCUGUAGCGCAGCGAGGCUCCAGCUUCAAGGUCUAUUGCACCUUUAGUUGCAAAAGUUUGGGGAAAAUACGGAGCAACAACCCGCCCACACCACAGAAACACGAAAAAUUGAAUUCUACAACUAUAUUUCACAAUGUAGUGAAUAUUACCAGGAGCAUCAGAACGUUCAGCUGUAUGAGCUCAUGUCCUCAUGAUGGAGAACCCUGUGGAAUGGACAUCAGAUCUGGAUAUCUACCGGUGCAGCCCAAAAUCAUGAAUUGCACUUAUAAUGUCAGAAAUGAUGAAAGUGGAGUGGUGUUCUGCACCUGGAACACACAAGACACUUAUCUCAGUAAUACCUCAGUUCUGUGGGUGAAAACUGUAUCUGGAAACCACACAGCUGGACCGAUGCAGUAUAAGGUCUCCAAAAAAAGAACUGAUACGCCAUCAACUGAUUUCACAGUGUCCAAAUCUGUCCAGAUGAUCUCUGUGUGGGUCCAAGUCAGAAAUGAUCUGGGCAAUGCGACGUCCGCCCCUGUCAGCUACACACUCAGAGACAUUGCAAUGCCAUCCGCUCCAGUUCUUGGCCAGCCUGAGUGUUCUUCUCGAAGUUGCGACAUCAAGGUGGAACAUCUUGUGAAGACAGAACACUUAGAGAUCCAAUACAAAACAGAGGCACAGAGGUGGAUGUCGUCUCCAGACUCGGUUGUGCAGAUGAGUCAGGAUCAAGCUCUGUCCAUGUCCUCUCUGGAGCCCUGUAGAUUGUACCAUUUCAGAGCCAGGUCCAAAUUCAGCAGCGGACAUUGGAGUGAGUGGAGCGCAACUGUCUCUGCCUGGAGUCAGGAGGAGGCUCCUGCCAAAGAGUUAGAUGUAUGGUACGCUGAAGCUUCCUCUGAUGCCACAUCCCUUCAGGUGUAUUGGAAGGAGCCAAACAUCUCCAUUGCAAGAGGGAAAAUCAUACAGUACAAAGUCAGUGUUUACAACCAAAGAUCCAAAACUCUGGUCUUCAACACCAGUGUUGGUGCAGAUGCCAGGAAUUAUACAGUUCCAUUUUGUGCCAACUGUGAAGUGAAAGUGUGGGCUUACAACUCCAUAGGACCCUCCCCACCUGCCAACAUCACCACAAAGCACACCAAAGCCAAGCCCCCUCAGGAUGUACACGUCACUGCAGACAACCACAGUGUCGCCAUCUCCUGGAGAAAGCCUGUAACUGCACCUGAACAAGCAGAGUAUAUUGUGGAAUGGUACAGAGAGGGCUACAAACUGGAGGAGCUCAGAUGGGUCCGACUGGGAAAGAAGAACAACCAGUUUGUUAUUACCGGUCUGAAGCCAGCUGAGUGCUAUGAGGGAGCAGUGUAUGUUUCCUAUAAGGACGGCUCAGCGGCUGAAACCAGCUUUACAGGUGUUUUCUUGGAAUUAGUCCCAGCAGCUGGACCAUCAGUCCAAGAGAACGUUGAUGGGGACAAAGUGAAAGUAACUUGGACAGAAAUCCCCAGGGGUCAGCGUGGAGGUUGUAUCACUGAGUAUACCAUCUGUUUAGAGAACAGCAGCAGACACCAGCGAAACUAUUCUGUACAAGCAUCACAGAGGACACACACUAUCCCAGGAUUGUCUCCAGGUGUCUACAGCAUAUGGAUGACUGCUUCCACUGCUAAAGGAGAAGGCCCUGCAGGUCAAACUAUCAAAUUCUACAUCCAGGAGGAUGCACACCUAUUCUUCGUGUUAGUGUGUGUAGCCGUGGCUGUGAUCAUACUGUUAUUGCUGUGUCUGUGGCAGAGUUCAGCAGUAAAGAAGAGGUUCAAGGGGCUUUUCCAGUGUCUAAUGCUGGAUGCAGUUCUGGAUCCUGCAAACAGCAAAUGGGCAAAAGAGUGCACCCAAGAAAAGAACAAAAUGAAGCUCCAGCUGCCAGAGAAUGCUUACAGCGUAACUGCAGAGGAAGAAGAGCCCAUCCUAGUGGAUGUUGAGGAGCUGCCCAAGAAAAGCAGCGAUAUCUGCUCACCUUCUGAUGACUCCUCCCAUCUCUCUUCUGAAACCAGCCUGAGCCCCCUGACAGAGCAAACCACACUGCCCUACCCCCUGACCACCUACAUCAAGAGCCUCUCUCACGACUCAGACAGCUCAGAACACACAAACACUUCUAUGGACACAAACUCAACCGUGGACUACAUCUCGUCGCACGGGCCGGGAGAUAUGGACGAGGAGUUUCCAGAAAUGGUUGGUUUCUUUCCGAGUCAUAACAUUUUCAUAGAGCCAAUGGAGUGUGGAGGGAAGCUGACGCUGGAUGCGGUUAAAUUCAACUGCACAGACUUAUUUUGAAACAGUAUUCGCUUGAAACCGCAACUUUUUGGCUAAAUGAGACUGCUAAACUGUAGAGAAUGGACACGAUGACUGGAGUUAGUGACUGAACUUUUCUUUUUCUUCAUUUUCUUUUUAUGUCUCAUCUCUCUGAGGUGUCCUUGAACUACCUCCUUGCACAGUGAAGUCAUAACUGUAAGAAAAACGUGUCUCUCGCCUAAGUCUUAUGGAGGUGAUACAUGGUAAUAAUACGUGACUGAGAUAGUACUUUUGUGUUCAUUUUAUGCAUUACCAUUGUUUCUGUUCAGCAGAAUUGGGCACACUUAUACCAAGAACAAUGAUCUGCUUAGGUGUUAAGACAGCUUGUCUGCUCUGAACUGAAACAUUUGAAGCACUGAAGGGUGGACUAUCAGCAAAUGUUUCAACUUCUCAAGCACAGGCAUGUCUCACAAUACUGCUAGUCUGUUCUAUCAAAGAUGCACAUUAUCGGGAAGUGACAGCUAAACAAAGCCAUGAUUUAUUUUUUCUUCACACCUGCUGUCCCUUGUUCCUAAAUUUGUAAAUGUAUUCUGUCUUAUGUAGGAGGAUAAUUAGUGUUGUUUCUUAGCUCUGAUAAUAAUCCUGUAUUGGCUGUGUUUUAAUGAACAUCUUCCCUACCUCAGCUCUCCUAUAACUGGAUUGGAGUCGAUUUUAUCUUUGAUAUAUGUUGUUCUGAUGCAUAAUGUUACAACAUGAAAAGAUUUAUUAGUCCUUUAUUUUCCUGAGGAUCACAAUCACAAUAAAUCAAUUGCAACAUUUUUUUUAGAUGUUCACACCAAGGCUUA